Gordionus sp. m RMFG-2023 is the source of this 366-nucleotide messenger RNA. RefSeq names its product tissue factor pathway inhibitor 2-like. Lineage: Eukaryota; Metazoa; Nematomorpha; Gordioida; Chordodea; Parachordodidae. Gene Ontology annotation, biological process: negative regulation of peptidase activity. The record is from RefSeq and is a predicted model, not a curated record. The transcript has 3 exons. Gene Ontology annotation, molecular function: serine-type endopeptidase inhibitor activity. Bases 1 to 366 code for a protein of 121 amino acids.
AUGCGAAAUUCUCCAUGUAAACUUCCCAUAGUUUUAGGACCUUGUUACGCUUUAAUUCCAAGAUAUUAUUAUGAUGCCCAUGCCGGUAUUUGCAAAGAGUUUAAUUACGGAGGUUGCAAGGGUAACGCCAAUAAUUUCGAAAAUAAGGUUGACUGCGUACAACGAUUCGAACAGAGAUUCACGAUAGAAAAUCUAACCCUAAAGAUUUAUAAUUCGCUCAUUGGAAUAGCCAAAUCAUUCGAUUUAAAAUUAGAUAAAAUGACCCUAGAGGAACGCGUGAUGAUGGGAACAGGAAAUGGGAGAAUGAUGCAUCGUGAAUAUUCUUCAUUUCCUCUGAAUCCUCAGUUAAUACCGGAAGACGGAUAA